AUUAUGUUCAUGAGACUAGUUGGAUUGAUCGCUGGAUUCAUGCUCUAAAGCAGCGUGAAAUUCAAAAGCUUGUACUAGACUUUUCUGAAUAUGGACACUAGUUUAGUCUUGAGACAAUGGCAGACUAUGGGGAUUCCCUGUGCUUAUGCCUGCCCUCUAUUGUCUUUUCUUGCGAGGCAUUGGUGGCUUUUGAAGUUGUAUUUGAAUUUGGACUAUGAUCUUGUUGAUCUUAAAGUCCCAGCCAAGGUUUGCUUCCCAAGGCUUAAGGUUCUUUGCAUUAGAGUUCCCUUUUCAAAUGACGUAACCGUGAAUUACAGCCUCGUGUUUGUAGAUGUGCAGUUUCUUGCCAAAGCAAUCAUUGUUCAUGACUGCAGUUCGUUGUGUCCUAUGGUUUAUGAUGCUACUCUGACCCUGCGAUUCAAUAUGGUUCCUAUCCCACCUCUUCGUAACAUGACACAUUUGACAAUUACUGGUUUGGACUACUUUUGUGGCUCGCCUUGCUUUAAAUACUUUCUUGCACAUUGUAACGUUCUUGAAACUCUAGCCAUAGAGGUUCUUCCCAGAGUGUUUGACAUUGAUAUCGAGGUAUGAAUUUCGUAUGUAAUUCAUAUUUUUUCUAAUCGUUGAGGUAUAAUUUGAAAAAUAACUCAAAUGUCUUGCAGCCUAUACAGCAAGUAACUAUUACAAUUGGUUGUGUUAUGUAUGUUUUUUUUUUUGAUCAGGGACUUCCAAGAAAG
Messenger RNA from Rubroshorea leprosula, 737 nucleotides. NCBI's taxonomy places the organism in Eukaryota, Viridiplantae, Streptophyta, Magnoliopsida, Malvales, Dipterocarpaceae. The record is from the annotation of a GenBank genome assembly.